AAUGUUUUUAAAGUUUACUGUACUCUGUGUCCUUUUGGGACUAGUUUCCCUGUCUGCGGGAUACGUGAUAACUCCAAACAUUGUCGAUGGAGUUCCUGAAUCCCUGGAUAUAGCGACAGCUCCUUUCAUAAAAAUUGGAGAAAAUUAUUACUUAAUUGAAACAAAGCGCGCUAAUUGGUUUGAUGCUUUCGAAUCUUGUAGGCAAAAGGAAGCUGAUUUGGUAGCGUUUGAAAGCUUAGAGGAAUUGCAACUUGUAUCCCAAUACAUUAUUAACAACAAUUUGACUGCAUUCUAUUGGACUUCGGGCACUGACUUGGCCAAACAGGAUGAACACGUUUGGUUUUCGAGUGGACAACCCGUGGCUUCGGAUUUAUGGCGCGAAGGAGAGCCAAAUAAUGCAAAUGAUGAGGAACACUGUGAUGACCUUAAAAUCCAACCCGAGAGAGGUGUGGGUCUAAAUGACAAGAAAUGCUCUAUCAAAGGCCCCUACAUUUGCAAGGCACCCCAGCCGAAAACAGCUUCCUUUAUCGUGUGGUAGACUUAUCGAGAUUGGAUUGUGACUCCCAACACCUACCAAUAGAAGAAACCUUGAAAUACAUUAUAAAAAAGGAGUCUUGAAAUUGAUUAAACAAAGUUCUAGAUGAAUUUCAGUAAUAGCUGCGACAUUUGCCUCCAAUACUAAUACCACAAAUAACCGAAAACUUGAAUGAUCUUUAUACCAAGGAAAGUGAAAGCUUGUUCAGUUAUAUUAUUUAUAAUACUUGAUUUGAUUUCUUAUCUACCAUAACAUGUUGUAACGACUUGCAGCAUGCUCACAUAUCGAAUGCACACUGUACUCAUUGUUAUUCCCUAAUAAAAGUACAAACACGGUUAGGUGACCACUCC
Messenger RNA from Drosophila biarmipes, 885 nucleotides. Its product is annotated as C-type lectin 37Da. NCBI's taxonomy places the organism in Eukaryota, Metazoa, Arthropoda, Insecta, Diptera, Drosophilidae. The record is from RefSeq and is a predicted model, not a curated record. The transcript has 2 exons. The coding region runs from base 2 to 538 and encodes 178 amino acids. Gene Ontology annotation, molecular function: signaling receptor activity.